Messenger RNA from Paramormyrops kingsleyae, 2223 nucleotides. RefSeq names its product excision repair cross-complementation group 8 (gene ercc8). Gene Ontology annotation, cellular component: Cul4A-RING E3 ubiquitin ligase complex; nucleotide-excision repair complex. The record is from RefSeq and is a predicted model, not a curated record. Gene Ontology annotation, biological process: protein polyubiquitination; transcription-coupled nucleotide-excision repair; proteasome-mediated ubiquitin-dependent protein catabolic process. Gene Ontology annotation, molecular function: protein binding. Lineage: Eukaryota; Metazoa; Chordata; Actinopteri; Osteoglossiformes; Mormyridae.
UGUGUAACAAUUUGAUAGUUCCCCAGUGUGUUCUUUUAGCCAAACAGCGAUAUUUACAAAAUGAACUUAAUUUGUAUUCUCCUGAAUGUUUGUUGAAUUCGUGUUACUGUCUUAUGUGAUGUAAAUGUGAAAAUAAAGGGUGUUUUUGGACAAAGAAACAAUUUGUUAAUCAGAAUUUGACGUUAAACAUAUUUAAGCCAGUGUAAUGUUUUGCUUGCUAUAAUCACGAUUGCAAGUUUGCUAUUUAUUAUCGCGGCCGCGGUGUGUGUUUACGGCUGUCGAAGAAUAUGCUGGGUUUUCUAUUUGCAAGACAAACAGGAUUAGACGACCCUCUUCGUCUGAAACGCGCCGAGUCUACGCGAAGGGUUCUCUGCAUGGAAUUGAAUCAAGAUCGAGAUGUUGAAAGAAUCCAUGGGAAUGGCAUUAACACAAUUGAUAUCGAGGUCAUUGAAGGCAGAUACAUGUUGUCGGGUGGGGCUGAUGGAGUGAUUGUGAUCUAUGACCUGGAGAACCACAGCAGGAAGCCCCAGUACACAUGCAAAUCAGUCUGCACCGUGGGCAGGUCCAGUCGACAUGUACACAAGUUCAGUGUGGAGACUGUGCAGUGGUACCCACAUGACACUGGCAUGUUUGUCUCCAGCUCAUUUGACAAGACCAUGAAGGUUUGGGACACCGAGACAUUGAAGCCAGCAGAAAUUUUCCGGUUUGAGGGAAAUAUCUACUGUCAUCAAAUGUCUCCUAUUGCCAAGAAGCACAGUCUGAUUGCUGUUGGUACCAAGGACCCAAAAGUACAGCUGUGUGAUUUAAAGUCCGGUUCAUGCAUUCAGGUCCUGCAGGGUCACCGAGGAGAAAUCCUCUCUGUGAGAUGGUCUCCACGUCAUGAAUACAUUUUGGCUACGGCCAGCGCAGACAGCAGCGUGAGGUUAUGGGAUGUCCGGAGGGCUACUGGAAGCCUCUUUGCUCUGGACCAGCACAAUGGGGACAGGUCUAAAGCCUCAUUCGCAAACAUGGCCCACAAUGGGCGGGUCAAUGGGCUCUGCUUUACUGCCGACGGGCUCUUCCUGCUGAGCGCCGGGACAGAUGACCGCAUGCGGCUGUGGAAAGCAGCCUCGGGGGAGAACACCCUGGUGAACUAUGGGAAGGUGGCGAAUGAGACUCGGAAGGGCCUGAAGUUCGCCGUGUCGCAGGGCUGCAGCCCCGAGUUUGCGUUCGUGCCGUGCGGCAGCUCAGUGGCCGUCUACGCCUUGCACACGGGGGAGCUGGUCACCAUGCUGAGGGGCCAUUACAAUAACGUCGACUGCUGCGAGUUUCAUCCCGACUACCAGGAGCUGUACAGUGGAGGCAAAGACUGCAAUAUCUUAGCCUGGGUGCCUACACCACGAAAACCCGACGUGGAGGAUGAAGGACAGCGCUCCACAACGGCUGAGAGUGAGUCCACGCUGAACCCUGCCUUCGAGGAUGCAUGGAGCAGCAGCGAUGAAGAUGGAUGACGUGUCUGUGACCACUCCAGGGGACACGGAAAGCUACGUGCCCUGGCACAGCCCUAGACGGCCAUCCUGAUGUGCCAUUCGUGUAGCUGGUCUUCACAAAGACAUUUUGGUCAUUUCUUUUUUCUUUAGUAUUACCUAUGGUAAACCUACUGAUUCCAGAGUAUAGAGAUGUAUCCCUUUCACAUGAAAUUUCAGACUUUUGUUCAUUUGUACUUCUUUUUUAAUACAGUAAAAUCAUUGUUUCUCUUAUGAUUAUACUGAUGACAUGUGCACUGCUUAUCCGAAUACCCACAUUAGCUCAGUUCUCUGUCUAAUGAUAUUUCCAGCAGGUUUCAAUGCUUUAUGUGUAUUUUUAUUAAGUUUUGUUGUAACUAUACAGGACUUGAGAAUUUGUCAUGGUUUGGCUGAUGCUGAAGGUGUGGGGGUGGGCUGAUAGCAUCCCCUUUUCGCGGUUCCGCUGGGCAAACAGCUCACUCACACAGUUUCUAUUCUAAUGUUCCUUCACUGAAAUCUGCAUGAAAAAUGGACUUAAUAGCUGCUGUUGUGCAGAUGCCACUGUCCUCCUGUUACUUGUGGUCAGCCAAUGGGCUAUUGGGUUUAACCUGUUUGGCAGAAACAAGAACUGAUAAUGCAAAACAUAUGUUAUGGUUGGCUUUUCUGUAUCAGUACAGAGUGCCUUCAGUGUCAUACUUUGUGUGUUUAAACAAUUUUUAAUGAACACGGGUCAAAUGUU